This is a messenger RNA of Tachysurus vachellii, 3415 nucleotides long. It is a transcript of the gene prepl, whose product is annotated as prolyl endopeptidase like. Gene Ontology annotation, molecular function: serine-type endopeptidase activity. NCBI's taxonomy places the organism in Eukaryota, Metazoa, Chordata, Actinopteri, Siluriformes, Bagridae. The transcript is spliced from 14 exons. Gene Ontology annotation, biological process: proteolysis. The record is from RefSeq and is a predicted model, not a curated record. Gene Ontology annotation, cellular component: cytoskeleton; Golgi apparatus. The coding region runs from base 115 to 2193 and encodes 692 amino acids.
CUACGCUGCAGUCCGGACGCACAUGUAGUAGUAAAUACAAACUGUGUGGACGUAAAUACUUCUCCACUCACUCGCGGUUUUGCGAUUUCGCUCGGUGUAAUACGGCUUUGUUAAAUGUUUUUAUAUAGUAACGGUGUCUGUUAUAUGGUUUUACGUUCAGUAUCAAGAAGCUUAAAUCUGUCAUCUCGCAAAAGAGAAUGUAUCCGAAUGACAACACGUCUGUAUUCCAGGCGAUCUGUAAAGGAUGAUCACAGGAUAAAGAAAGGCUUUGAGAGAAAGCUGCGUUGUGUUUAUGAGCAGUUUGCUGAUGUGCCUGACACCAAUGUGUUCCAGGGACUCCAUCAUGUGUAUACAGUGGAAGACCAUGGAGUAUACAGAGCGAAACAUGGAGAAGAUGCGCAUGAGGUUGAGCCACUACUCAGUGCUGACUGGGCAGGUGAUGCGGACAGGACUAUUCAGAGGGUCAGACUCUCUCCGUCUGAGUCCAUGUUGGCGGCUACACUGAAGAGCAACCACAGUGAAGCGUCUAGAUGCCUGAUAGUUCGAUUAGAACCCUGUGCUAUUCCCCAGGAGCCCAUGCUUAUCCUUGACAACGUGUUUAGCUUUGAGUGGGCCACUGAUGAUGUGUUGUACUACACCACUCAAGAAGGGCUCCGGUGUAGACAUGUUUGUCGACUUCACCUUACAAACACUGGCACUUACAGCAUGCUGGUUUAUGAAGAAAAAGAUCCUGAGUUCUUCGUAGAGGUCAUUCGUACAAAAGACCAGAGGCUUCUGACUAUAAACUGCAGCAGUAAGAGCAGCUCUGAGGUUUGGAUGAUUGACAGCAGGUCUCCUCUGUCGCCCCCUAAACUAGUACAGCGUCGGCAGCCUGGUUUGCUGUAUCACGUAGAGCACUAUGACAACCAGCUGUACAUCCUCGCCAACACUGGCCCAAGCCAUGAGUACGAGCUGCUGAGGACCCCCCUGUCCUCUCCUGCCAUGUGUUAUUGGGAGCCUGUAUUCAGCCCUGGACCUGGAGCAGUCAUUAAAGACAUGGAGAUGCUACCAGAUCACUGUGUGUUCAUAGUGAGGGGGCCUCAGGGUCGACUUCAACUGCAGACCUUGCCAUUAAAAACUCUGAAUGAUCUGCGCAUUCACCAUCUCCCGUCCUGGGCCUGUGCCGUAGAGACCGAGCACUCUGACACACUGAAGAGGAAUGUAUUCCGCUUCCUCCUGUCCUCCCCGGUUCAUCCCCCUCACCGCUUCCUCUUAUCUCCUACAGAUGAGCGACCCCUCUCCUGUGAGGAGGUGCUUCAACACACUGCCCUCCCUGAGUGUCACACCACCCGCCUGCAGGCCAUCAGCCAGGAUGGGACUGCAGUACCUUUGACACUUUUUCACACAAAAUCACUGGCUGAUCUGAGUGAUGUUCCACUCUUGGUCCAUGUAUAUGGUGCUUAUGGCGUGGAUCUCAGCAUGGCCUUCAGUCCUGAAAAGAGGCUACUGUUGGAGGACAACUGGGCUUUGGCCUACUGUCAUGUCAGGGGUGGUGGUGAGUGUGGUCUGACCUGGCAUCGAGCAGGGUGUUUGCAGCAUAAGCAGAAAGGAGUGGAGGAUCUCACUGCCUGUAUUCAGACUCUCUUUCAGUCCGGAGUGUCUCAGCCUGAACUUACUGCCCUCACUGCACACAGUGCAGGAGCUGUCCUAGCUGGUGCACUGUGCAACCAACAACCUCACCUCCUCAGAGCCGUCCUCAUGCAGGCACCUUUUUUGGAUGUUCUUAGCACCAUGCAGGACUCGUCCCUUCCAUUAACAGUGGAGGAGAGAGGGGAGUGGGGUGACCCGCUUGCGUAUACACGGGACUGGGACAACAUUGCCUCUUACUGUCCCUAUCAUAAUAUUACUCCUCAGCUCUAUCCAUCCAUGCUGAUCACUGCGUACUCUGAGGACAGCAGGGUGCCUCUAGCAGGUGUGUUAAAGUACGUGAAAAAACUCAAGAAGGCCAUCCAGACACAUACCAGGAACCUCAGGACUAAGGGACAUGUCCCAGCUGUCAUUCUGAAUCGUCAGCCAGGUGGAGAUCACUUUGGUCCAGAGGAUUAUGACCAGUCCAUCUGUGAGCAGGAUUUGGCAUUUGCCCGCACUGUCAAAAGCGCCAAAAGUUGGUUAGAUGACCAUGGUGUUGGUGUGCUUGAAUGUCACCAGACCUGAACCCCAUAGACAAUCUAUGGAGUAUUGUCAAGAGGAAAAUGAGAAACAAGAGACCAAAAAAUGCAGAUGAGCUGAAGGCCAAUGUCAAAGAAAUCUGGGCUUCCAUACCACCUCAGCAGUGCCACAGACUGAUCACCUCCAUGCCACGCUGAAUUGAGGCAGUAAUUAAAGCAAAAGGAGUAUUUGUACAUAUCGAGUACAUAUACAGUAAAUAUACUUAUAUUAAAAAACACUUUCCAGAAGGCCAACAAUUCACUAAAAAUGUUUUUUUUUUAUUGGUCUUAUGAAGUAUUCUAAUUUUUGUAAUAGUGAAUUGGUGGCUUUUUGUUAAAUGUGAGCCAAAAUCAUCAGAAUUAAAAGUACCAAAGACUUAUAUAAAUUCAGUACACACAGACUGAAGUAGUUUAAUACACAAGUUUCACUAUUUGAGUUGAAUUACUGAAAUAAAUGCACUUUUCCACGAAAUUCUAAUUUACUGAUCUCACGUAGCCACACUAAAACGUAGCGACUCCGGAUAGCAAGUGUUUGCACCAGAACUACCUACUGUAUAUAAUCCUUUAUACAUAUAUAUUAAUAAAUCAUUUUUGCAAACUAUAUUGAUCUCCCCCUGUUUUGGUAUGAUGGGGUCUUGUGUAUAGAUUCAAGACAUCCUGUGUAAUCGCAGUUAAGAACAAUAAUCGCAGUUUCUGGUUCUAAAACCGCAAAAUGUUGAUAAGGGGUGAAUACUUGUGCCAGACAUUUUUGUUGCUGUUUUACUUAUCAGAUGUUGCUGUACAAUGUUCCAAUAAAGCUGCACAAUUAAAGUUUCUGUAACUCAUUAACUCAUCAUCUCUUGGCUCAUUAACUCAUUUUUGAAAAUUAUCAUUUUUGGCGUUAUCUAACAAAGCCUUUGAUCCUUGUUUAGCAAUAAAAUACUUUUACUGUACCAAGAAACAGAGAUACAGCUACAGAAUCAUGCCUCAAUGUUCACAGUUUUUAAUUGUACAGUAUCUAAUCUCAGAACACGAUAUCCUGAUUCGUUUUAAUCCUGCGCGCACUUGAUUUCUCUUGCAGAUUGCACGGCAGUUAGCUUUCCUCUACGCAACACUGGGACUCAGCCUCCAUGGAUCCAGACAGAACAAAAGAGGAAGCUAUUCAUGAGGAAGAUUUGGCGAAAUCUGAUAUUAUUCUAAACUGUGAGCUAAUGUACUUGUGAAUAAAGCAUAUGAAUUAUUUUAACAAA